UGGGUGACGGGCGCCUUCGCCUCCGCCUCUUCCUCAGCGGGCGGCUCUCGGUUGGCGGCGGCUGCGGCUGCUGCGGGGAGGGAGCCCGGAGCGAAGGGAUGUGGGGCUUUGGGGGAGGCAGGAUCUUCGGGAUCUUCUCCGCUCCAGUCCUGGUGGCUGUGGUCUGCUGCGCCCAGAGCGUGAACGAUCCUGGGAACAUGUCCUUCGUGAAAGAAACUGUGGAUAAAUUGUUGAAAGGCUACGACAUUCGCCUUCGGCCGGAUUUCGGAGGACCUCCUGUGUGCGUUGGGAUGAACAUAGACAUUGCCAGUAUCGACAUGGUUUCUGAAGUCAACAUGGAUUAUACCUUAACAAUGUAUUUUCAACAAUAUUGGAGAGAUAAGAGACUAGCCUAUGCUGGGAUACCUCUCAACCUUACGCUUGAUAAUCGAGUGGCAGAUCAACUCUGGGUGCCCGACACUUACUUUUUAAAUGACAAGAAGUCAUUUGUGCAUGGAGUUACAGUGAAAAAUCGAAUGAUUCGCCUUCAUCCAGAUGGAACAGUGCUGUAUGGCCUCAGAAUCACAACUACUGCAGCUUGUAUGAUGGACCUGAGAAGAUACCCAUUAGAUGAACAAAACUGUACUCUGGAAAUAGAGAGCUAUGGUUAUACAACAGAUGACAUAGAGUUUUACUGGAGAGGUGGAGAUAAUGCAGUCACAGGCGUAGAGAGGAUCGAGCUUCCACAGUUCUCCAUUGUGGAAUACAGACUGGUGUCAAAGAAUGUUGUCUUCGCCACAGGUGCGUAUCCAAGACUCUCACUGAGCUUUAAGUUAAAGAGAAAUAUUGGAUACUUUAUUCUUCAGACCUACAUGCCCUCUAUACUGAUUACCAUUUUAUCAUGGGUGUCAUUCUGGAUCAAUUAUGAUGCAUCAGCAGCAAGAGUUGCCCUUGGAAUUACAACUGUGCUGACUAUGACAACAAUCAACACUCAUCUUCGAGAGACUUUGCCUAAAAUUCCCUAUGUUAAAGCCAUUGACAUGUAUCUUAUGGGCUGCUUUGUAUUUGUCUUCUUGGCCUUACUUGAAUACGCCUUUGUCAAUUACAUCUUCUUUGGAAAAGGACCUCAAAGGCAGAAGAAACUUGCAGAAAAGACAGCCAAGGCAAACACUGACCGCUCAAAAUUUGAAGGCAACCGGGUGGAUGCCCAUGGAAACAUUUUGCUAACAUCUCUUGAAAUUCACAAUGAAGUGGCAAGCCAUGAGGUUACAACCAGCAUUACUGAUGCUAGGAAUUCAACAAUAUCCUUUGACAACUCAGGAAUCCAGUACAGAAAACAAAGCGCGCAUCGGGAAAGCUUUGGAAGGCGUACAAUGGACAGAACAGUGCCCCACAGCAAGAAGAGCCAUUUACGGAGGAGGUCUUCACAGCUAAAAAUAAAAAUCCCUGAUCUAACGGAUGUGAAUGCCGUAGACAGAUGGUCGCGGGUGGUGUUUCCAUUCACAUUUUCUCUUUUCAACUUAAUUUAUUGGUUAUAUUAUGUUAACUGAGUGACUGUACUUUUCUAAAAGACUUCAAUAAUAAUACAUGAGAUAUUGCUCUGCCUGUCAAGUUUAUAUAUAUAUAUAUGUAUAAUAUGAACUUUUAUUAUAUAUAAAAUACACAUGUAUGUGUGUAUACGUAUAUUGUGGAAGUAUGUGUAUAUAUAGACACUUGCACAGAAGUGUACUCUAUAUAUACAUACACGCACACACAUAUACAUAUUCUGAGGUUAUGGACAAUUCAAUAUAGAAUGCACAUCAAAAGAACUUUUUUAAAUUGAAAGACAGGUGUCCUCAAAACAGUAAGCCUUGAGAAAAUUGAGUAUUGUAUAAUCUCACUUGGACUGUCACAGAAAUUUUUAAACAGUUGUAAUCAUAUAUCAAGUCAGUAUUCGUAAACAUUGAUUGUAAAAGCUGACAUACAUGUUGAACAUAAACCGACACCUUUCCAUUGGUAAGUUUAAAAUGUCAUUUGUAUUGCAUAUCAAUGUUACUUCUAUCAAGCCAAAUUCAUUUUCCUUUGCUAACAGUUCUAGUUUUUAUAUGUUUUAAUAGAUUUUUUUCCUGUCCAUUUUCCGGUAAUCGCUUGCUUUCUCUUCUGCAGUAAGUAAGCCUAAUCAUAGGAUGAGUGUUGCUUUAGUGUUUUGGAGAAAUUCAUAAUGUUUCCAAACAUCCAUCUUAAAUACCCAUCAGCAAUGAAAGGAAUUUUUUGUAAGUACUAAAAUGUACUGUGCAAUUUUUUCACUUGGACUGGUUCCAGCUAAUAUGUCAUUCUGAAAAACAAGCACAUUUUUAGUGUAAUUUAGCUAAGAAUUCAAUCACUGCCAAUGUGUUCUGCAUCUGCUAUAGAUUUUAAAGGUCAUUAUUCUAGUGAAAGCAUAAAGACAUCUCAGGUUAUUUGCUAAUUCAGCAUGAAACCAUCAAGCUAUAUUCUUUAUUAAACAUGCAUUCACAUGAUCAAACAUUCUUAUAACAUUGUAUGUUAAUGUAAAAUAUAUUUGCAUAAUAUGCAUAUAUAUGUAUAUUUUAUCAAGAUUUUUCUUUUUGUGCUUGCUAUUGUGACUGCAUGCUGUGUCAUAUUUUUGUUUCUGUGAUGUUACAACUUUUUAUUAUCUAGACUUAAGCAAAUAGAGCAUUUCUAAUAUUUCAAUAACAGCAUUUUCAUAUUUUAUUUUGUACAUAUAGCAUAUACACGUAAAUUCAUAUAGCUAGUAUGUUCCAAUCACAGAUCAUACCAUAAAUGAUAGCAAACAAUAGGUCUUGUUUCAACAUUAAACAGGUUCAGGCAUUUUCUUUAUACAAAUGUGGCCACUUUUGUUUUCAUUCCAAUUCAUUCCUUCAUCAGUAUCCAGACUUUUUCACUCUUGUAGGUUCUAGUAGUAAAGAUACACCAGUUUCGGAGCUGUAAACUUAAUUUACUAUUUAACAGAACUAGAUCUUUCUAAGGAAAAAAUAAUAUAUUUUUUGUAAACACUGUUUUUAUCACGUACAUCCAUAAAUAGAACCAAGUACAGUAGUAGACAUAGAUCGAAAAAAGAAGUUAAGGGCUGGGUCCUGCUAGCUCUCUGCAUACAGAAUUCCUAUUGAUGUAAUAGGGACUUGGCAGGUGUUGUUUCUAGUUUGGAGUGCUACUGACAGGCAUUAGUGGAGAGAAAAUGGGUGGAUAUGCAACUGCCAAGUAAGCAAGAUAAGAUGAACCUAAAAAGUCUGCCUUUGAUCUAAAAUAUCCUGUUUUCAAAAUAUCUGACUUGUUUGUAAGUACAAGUAAGUGAUAUUUAUGCUGCUGCAGUGUAAGUUCUUCAUUCCCAUUUUAAUCUAUUCCAAGGUACAUAAUUCUUCUGUAAAACUUAGUUCUGAGCUGAAGCUCAACAUACAAACUCAGGCUGCAAGAUCUGAGUCAAAGUCUGAUUCUUGGGCAGAUCAGUUUGCAAUAAUAUGCUCUCCCAUACAAGUAGGUUGUGGCAAAGCUGCGAUUUAAUCCUCAGUUGCUACUCACAUGAGUAAAUUUAGACACAUGCACAAGAGAUUCUGGGAUCAGGGCCUUAGUGCUCAUACAUAUUUGGUUACAGUGGGUUUAGACAGAGUGCCUGUUCCUGUCGUAUUUAAACACAGAUAAGCUUUGUCAACCACAUAGGUUGAAGAGCUUCAAAGCCAAAAAAAUCUAAUUUUUAAAAAUUCCCCAAUACAAAUUUGCAUUCUGGAGCAUGACAUAUUUUGAGCUUUCUAAUAACUCAUACAUUUGCAAAUUGACAAUUAAAGAGAAUAUUUGCAACACUGGCAUCAUUAGAAACAUUUAAACAAUUUCGAAACUAAAAGUACACAUUUAAAAGGGAUUUUUAAUCCUAAAACUACAUUUAUGUGAACAUUCUGAUUAACAAAAACAAAAAUAAAAACCAAUUUAUAACUUUCCAUAACUUUUUUUAGAAAAAAUUAUACCUCUAAACCUAUCUUUGAGCAAGCCUUACUAGUAAUGCUCUGCACAGGUGUGUUGAAUAACUGGGUAAAAAUCCUUCUUCUCUGGGCCAAGAUAUGCAAGAUGUUGAACACAAUACUGCCAAAUCUCACUGUAUAUUUACUUAAAACCCCAGGUCCUGGAGUCAUGUGAUCAUGCAAGACUCAGCUUUCAUUUAAAGAAACAUACUAAGUUUGUAGCUCUCGUGAUUGUAGGAAAAUACUUUAAAAUUUGACACCUACAGGCUCAAAAUACAGAAGACAAAUAAAAAGAAUUCCAAAUUAUUAUUGUUUAAAAUCUCAUGAAUUGUAGGUCAAUUUGUAAGCCAUUUUGAGGGGGGCCUGACUACAAUUUUUGAACACAUGCGACUUGCAUCUCUGGGAGGUGUAAGCUCCUCAACUCUCACUGAAGUUAAUGGCAGUUGAGAUUGGUCAGACCCUCAUUUGAUCAUCCUGUUGCUUCCAGGCAAGCAAGCGAGGCCUUCCAUUGGUUAACAACAACCCUUCUAGUCAUUUAGGGCCCAACAGACAUCCAUUGAAGUCAAUGGUGGGCUUUUAACUGACAUCAAUUUAAUCUGACAUCAGUCUGAUUAAGCUCUUGGAGCUAGAUUGUAACCUGAGAAUCUGCUGUGAGGCAGAGGCGGUGCAUAUCUAUGCAAAUCCAGGAACAGACUAGAGAACAAUUUGGGUCUCAGAGAAUCACAAUUCACUUACUCCCCUGCUUCCUCCUUACUCGGUUGUGGGGAGAGUAAGUUAGGCACCCCUUUUUGUGAAGCAGUUUAUUCCUCCAUCUAUUUAAAAUAUAUAAGUGAAUAUUUUAAGUGCUCCACAGGAUUUUGUCUGCAUGAGUCUAACUGAAUUCCACGGGGGACACACAUUUCAAACCUUGAAACCUUAGGCCAAUCUGAUAAAGGCCAGGAAACUCUAAAUUAAGGCUAACACUCCAUCCUGACACCUUUGUGCCUUUUGUCCAUCUUCCCUCAUCUCCAGCCUCACCCCUCACAGGCACGCGCACACACAUCCCAUGCACACACCCCUCAGACACACACCACAUGUUAAGAACAGUGUUUGUCUUAACUUUAAAUUUUCUGGCUUGUGUGAGUGUCUUCCAGAAUGUUAUUUAACUAUAGGUGAUUUUAAACUGUUAAACUGUUAAAUUAUUCUAACCGAGCUACACCAGAGUAAUGUAUUUGGUAGCCAGUUAACCCUUUUCUAAUUCACAGUGUAACCAAACAGUCAUUUCCUCAUCAUUCAUUCAAUAAAGGCAUAGAGGAAACUAGGAUUAUCCUGUGUCAUAGCCUAAAGGUUCAAUAAGUAGAAAUAUUAUGGUGGUUUAUUUUAAGUUGAUUUCAUCCCAUUGUCAAAGUAAACUAAAACCCAGUCUUUUGUGCUUAGGGCACAUUUAUGUGUUUUUGGUAUUUUUCAGUCAUGGAAAAAACUAGAACAGCGAAAACUGAAUGAUGAUGAGAUGCUAUAUGAACAUGUUGAUGAAUGAAUACUCAGUCAUUAAAAAGGGACGUAAAGAUUAAUCACUUCUCUUUUACUUGGUGGGGAAUAAAGUAUAUUUGGUGAAUUUAUGUUUAUUCUGAUUUUACAAGUCUCUGAUGUUUAGUCAGAUAUUUUUAAAAUAAAAGUUGAGCAGAAAAUGAUUUCCCCAGUUGACAUGAAAGUAAAAAUAAAUGCUUCUUCAUUUGGAAUCAACCAUACCCUCAAGUGUUUUCUACAGCAUAAUGAGAGCAAUGUAAAGUUACAUCCACUUUAACUUCAAGAAAUACUUUGUGGCAUACCCAGGCUUGAGAAGGAAGGGCAUAGUCUGGUGCAAGCCAUCUUCACUUCCUGUUGAAGACUGCAUGAUCUUCCUCCACUUCAUGUGUAGCUUCUAUCAGGAAGCAAAAGAGAA
This is a messenger RNA of Gopherus flavomarginatus (Mexican gopher tortoise), 5871 nucleotides long. RefSeq names its product gamma-aminobutyric acid type A receptor subunit beta3 (gene GABRB3). Gene Ontology annotation, biological process: signal transduction; regulation of membrane potential; nervous system process. Gene Ontology annotation, cellular component: membrane; GABA-A receptor complex; neuron projection. Bases 99 to 1529 code for a protein of 476 amino acids. Gene Ontology annotation, molecular function: neurotransmitter receptor activity; extracellular ligand-gated monoatomic ion channel activity; GABA-A receptor activity. The transcript is spliced from 9 exons. NCBI's taxonomy places the organism in Eukaryota, Metazoa, Chordata, Testudines, Testudinidae. The record is from RefSeq and is a predicted model, not a curated record.